AUGGCCUUCCACGUAUCGGCCAGCUUACCGAAUAUUCAGGCCGUAACGUCGGAUCUCUGGCCGUCCAUGUCGAAUGUUCUCGGGUUGCCGUGGAAGAACGUUGAGCACCUUUCCAAGUCAACAUCCAAGGACAAGGGUAUAUCGAGAGCUCUACGACAGACCGCCGAAGAGGACGGCUUAAGCGUAUGUAUUUAUUCGCCCGUGAAAGUUAGUCGACAAUAUAUUGAUGAUGCCCAGAAGGUCCAACCCCUUUCUCUACCGGAAUCUCUGAAAUCGGCCUCCAUGGAAACUCUGAGAUCGGACGUCGUCUCUGGUCUGCUGCGGCAAAGCUCGAAUCCAGUCUUUGGCCAGAGCACGCUGCGGACAGCACAGAUCCUUUUGCGCGCCAGUCCGAGCGUUCGUCAAGCUUCUCGUCAAUAUUCGUCCCUCUCCUCGUCCAAUCUCUAUCUUUUCCGUAAAUCCCGGGGAGUCAAUGGGAUUCCGAGAUUCGAGCAGCAGAGGUUUUUGUUUGGAGGACCGUCGCAGGCUCUGCUUGCACAGAAGGAAAAGAUCGCCAACAACAACCCGAAUAGUGCCAAUGCUCAGAACGCUUUUUAUCAGGCGCUUCUCCGUGCCAAUAUGCCUGCUAUCGUGGUGGAGCGUUACCGUUCUGGGCGUUUUGCUAGCAACCAGACCACUGAAAACAUCUACCUGAAGGCUCUUCAGCGAGUCGGUGGCGACGCCGCCGUGGCGCAGGGAUCAGUUCAAGGCCAGAAUAAUCAGAAUCUGAGCCAAGAGCAGUUGCAAGCCAUCGGUCAAGCGGUCGCAGCACGCAACCAUGGCGGUCAAAUUGGAAUGGCAACAAAACAAACCGGUACCGGAGCCAAAGACUCGCCUCUGUACGUUGUGGUCGAGGAGUCUCUGGGCAGCGCAGUAUUCCGAUGGGUCAAAUUCCUCCUGUACUUUGGCUUCUUCACGUACAUGUCCCUGGUGCUGGUUACUAUUCUUGUGGAAACUACGGGAGUCUUGAAGAACGUCCGCGGCACGCAGACCAACGAAGCUACGCCUCAACAGCAAAAGGUGCGUUUCAGCGACGUGCACGGAUGCGACGAGGCCAAGGAUGAACUUCAGGAGGUGGUCGAGUUCUUGCUCAAUCCGGAACGGUUUUCGUCUCUGGGUGGCAAACUGCCAAAAGGUGUCCUCUUGGUCGGCCCCCCGGGUACGGGCAAGACCUUACUCGCACGGGCUGUUGCGGGUGAGGCUGGAGUUCCGUUCUUCUACAUGUCCGGAUCCGAGUUCGACGAGGUGUACGUCGGUGUCGGUGCCAAGCGUGUCCGCGAUCUCUUCGCUCAAGCCCGGGCCAAGGCGCCGUCUAUCAUCUUCAUCGACGAGUUGGAUGCCAUCGGCGCCAAGAGGAAUGAGCGUGAUGCAGCGUAUGUCAAGCAGACCUUGAAUCAGCUUUUGACUGAGCUGGACGGGUUUUCUCAAUCAAGCGGCGUCAUCAUCCUCGCAGCCACCAACUACCCGCAGCUUCUGGACAAAGCCCUGACCCGUCCUGGUCGAUUUGACCGUCGGGUUGUCGUUGGUCUUCCGGACGUCCGUGGUCGCAUGGAGAUCCUGAAGCAUCACAUGAAGAAUGUCCAAGUCAGCACCGAUGUCGAUGUUGCGGUCAUCGCCCGUGGCACUCCUGGUUUCUCCGGUGCUGAUCUUGAAAAUCUGGUCAACCAGGCCGCCAUCCACGCCAGCCGGAACAGGCAAACCAAGGUCACAUCGAAAGACUUUGACUGGGCCAAGGAUAAGAUCAUGAUGGGCGCAGAAGCGCGAAGCCGCAUCAUUCAGGAGAAGGACAAGCUUCUGACUGCGUACCACGAGGCUGGCCACGCUCUUGUCGCAUACUUCUCUCCAUCGGCUACUCCUCUCUACAAGAUCACCAUUGUUCCCCGCGGCAUGGCCUUGGGUGUUACCCACUUCCUGCCCGAGAUGGAUCUAGUCUCGAGGAACUACACUGAAUACUUGGCUGAUAUUGAUGUCUCCAUGGGUGGCAAGGCCGCUGAAGAGUUAGUAUUUGGACCGGAUAAAGUCACGAGCGGCAUCUCAGCGGACCUCCAACAAGCCACCGAGACCGCUUUUACGUUGGUCACUCGAUUUGGGUACUCGAAGAAACUUGGAAAUGUGGAUCUGUCAACCAACUACGACAGCCUGUCCUCGGAAACCAAGCAAGAAAUCGAAUCGGAAGUGCGUCGAUUGGUGGAAGAGGGCAGGGCUAGGGCCACCAAGAUCCUGACGGAGAAGCGGAAGGAGCUGGAAUUGCUGACCAAGGCAUUGAUGGAAUACGAGACCCUGACCAAAGAGGAGAUGGAAAAGGUUAUCCGGGGCGAAAAGCUUGAGAAGUUGGAAUCCAGCCCCUCAGCUCCGCUUAAACUGCCGGAGGCACUUCAGCCGGCCAGCCUGAACCCAUCCACGCCAGCCUCUACCACCACCACGGCGAAAUGA
This is a messenger RNA of Rasamsonia emersonii CBS 393.64, 2472 nucleotides long. Its product is annotated as Intermembrane space AAA protease IAP-1. Gene Ontology annotation, cellular component: mitochondrial inner membrane. The record is from RefSeq and is a predicted model, not a curated record. The coding region runs from base 1 to 2472 and encodes 823 amino acids. The transcript has 4 exons. Gene Ontology annotation, molecular function: ATP hydrolysis activity; metalloendopeptidase activity; ATP binding. NCBI's taxonomy places the organism in Eukaryota, Fungi, Ascomycota, Eurotiomycetes, Eurotiales, Trichocomaceae. Gene Ontology annotation, biological process: mitochondrion organization; protein quality control for misfolded or incompletely synthesized proteins.